This is a messenger RNA of Delphinapterus leucas (beluga whale), 2853 nucleotides long. The record is from RefSeq and is a predicted model, not a curated record. Lineage: Eukaryota; Metazoa; Chordata; Mammalia; Artiodactyla; Monodontidae.
GGCUCUGACGUAUAAACCUGCUGGAGAUCCUCCAACCCUCCAACCUGGCCUGAUCUUGCCUCUCCCAUGUGCCUGCUCUCAAACUACAUUCAGUGAGGACCUGGCCACUGCCUAAUGGGAAGCUGCCACAUCUUCGCGAGCCCAGUGCCUGGGAAAGUGCCUGGCACUUUAAAUAGAGUGGAUGAAGACGCUGUCAGGAGAGUCAGAGACCCAAAAACAGCCCUUGAGAAAUCUCCCAGGGAGCAGCGAGAUGGGGGACCCACUCAGCCCUGGAGAGGCGUCGUUUUGUGCCCGAAACCAUCUUCCAUAGGUGGUUUCUCCCAGAGGCCUUUGCUGAGCCUUUGGGAGCCCUUUCGGAGAGCCGUGACUGGAAACCCUCACCCCCAGUUAACGGGUCCCAAGCCAGCCCUAUUCCGGGAAGGGGAGGGGAGUGAUGGGACAGAGCAGAGGAGGCUGGGGAGAGAGGUGGAGGGAGCGCAAUGACCUCCGGACUGGACACCGCCCCGGGGAGUGCGCACCAAUGCGGCAGCUGCAAAGACCAGCCUCCGCACUCCGCCCGCCCCCGCCCCCCAGAACAUCUCUGUGAGGUCUAGAAUGGGCCGAGAGGAAAACGCCCGGCGGUGGCUCUUAUACGUCCUGGUGCCAGUCCUGUUCUACAGGGUGGGAGGCUCCGUCUUCACCCCUCGGAAACUCUAUGGGGAAGUGACUUCCCCUCUGUACCCCAAGCCUUACCCCGACAACUUUGAGACCACCACUGUGAUCACGGUCCCCACGGGGUACAGGGUGAAGCUCGUCUUCCGGCAGUUUGACCUGGAGCCUUCGGAAGGCUGUUUCUAUGAUUAUGUCAAGAUCUCUGCCGAUAAGAAAACCCUGGGGAGGUUCUGUGGGCAGCUGGGCUCCCCACUGGGCAACCCUCCAGGAAGGAAGGAAUUUAUGUCCCAAGGGAACAAGAUGCUGCUGACCUUCCACACGGACUUCUCCAAUGAGGAGAACGGCACCAUCAUGUUCUACAAGGGCUUCCUGGCCUACUACCAAGCUGUGGACCUGGACGAAUGUGCCUCCCAGCUCAACUUGGUCGAGGAGAAUCCCCAGCCCCUGUGCCAGCACCUGUGUCACAACUACGUUGGUGGCUAUUUCUGUUCCUGCCGUCCAGGCUAUGAGCUUCAGAAGGACAGGCAUUCCUGCCAGGCCGAGUGCAGCAGCGAGCUGUUCACAGAGCCGUCGGGCUACAUCUCCAGCCUGGAGUACCCCCGGCCCUACCCGCCCGACCUACGCUGCAACUACAGCAUCCGGGUAGAGCGGGGCCUCACCCUCCAACUCAAGUUCCUGGAGCCUUUCGAAAUCGAUGACCACGAGCAAGUACACUGUCCCUACGACCAGCUACAGAUCUAUGCCAACAAGAGGAACAUCGGUGAGUUCUGUGGGAAGCAAAGGCCAGAGCCCAUUGACACCAGCAGCAACUCCGUGGACCUGCUGUUCUUCACGGACGAGUCAGGGGACAGCCAGGGCUGGAAGUUGCACUACACCAGCAAAAUCAUCAAGUGCCCCCAGCCCAAGACCCUAGACUCGUUCACCAUCAUCCAGGACCUGCAGCCUCAGUACGAGUUCCGGGACUACUUCAUCGCCACCUGCAAACAAGGCUACCAGCUCAUGGAGGGCAAACAGGCGCUCCUGUCCUUCACAGCUGUCUGCCAGGAUGAUGGCACAUGGCAUCGCGCCAUGCCCAGGUGCAAGAUCAGGGACUGCGGGCAGCCCCGAAGCUUGCCUAAUGGAGCCUUCAAUUAUACCACCACGACGGGGGUGAACACCUACCAGGCCCGUAUCCAGUACUACUGCCAUGAGCCGUAUUACAAAAUGCAAACCAGAGAUGGCAGAAGCCAGUCUGAGCGAGGGCGGUACAUCUGCACAGCUCAGGGCAUGUGGAAGAAUGAGCUGGCAGGAGAGAAGAUGCCUCGGUGUUUGCCAGUGUGCGGGAAACCUGUCAACCCUGUGGAGCAGAAGCAGCGCAUCGUUGGAGGCCAGAAGGCCAAGCUGGGCAACUUCCCCUGGCAGGCCUUCACCAACAUCCACGGCCGAGGGGGCGGCGCGCUGCUGGGCGACCGCUGGAUCCUCACGGCCGCGCACACGCUCUACCCCAAGGAGUACGAAGCACAGGGCAACGCCACCGUGGACGUGUUCCUGGGCCACGUCAGCGUGGAAGAGAUCACCAAGCUGGCCAACCACCCCGUCCGCAGGGUCAGCAUCCACCCCGACUACCGCCAGGAAGAGUCCCACAACUUCGAGGGGGACAUCGCCCUCCUGGAGCUGGAAAACAGUGUCACCCUGGGCCCCAACCUCCUCCCCAUCUGCCUCCCCGACAACGAGACCUUCUAUGACCAGGGUCUCAUGGGCUAUGUCAGUGGCUUUGGGAUCACGGAGGAGAGACUUUCUCACAACCUCAGGUUUGUCCGUCUGCCCGUAGCUAAGCGAGAGGAUUGUGAGAGCUGGCUCCGGAAAAAAAAUAGGAAAGAUGUGUUUUCUGAAAACAUGUUCUGCUCUGGGGACCCGACUCUAAAGCAAGAUGCCUGUCAGGGGGAUAGCGGAGGGGUCUUUGCAGUGAGGGAUGAGAAAAAUGAUCGCUGGGUGGCGACAGGCGUCAUAUCCUGGGGCAUCGGCUGCAGCAGGGGGUACGGGUUCUACACCAAACUGCUCAACUACGUUGACUGGAUCAAGAAAGAGAUGGAGGAGGAGGACUGAGCCCGGAAUUCACUAGGUCAGAAUCCAAAGAGCAGGGUGUAAAAAAAGAAAAAAGAUUAUCUAACCAGCUGUUGACAACCACUAAGAAUCCAUAUUAAAAUCACCGAUGCAGAAAGA